Molecule: messenger RNA, 441 nt
Organism: Heterobilharzia americana
Lineage: Eukaryota; Metazoa; Platyhelminthes; Trematoda; Strigeidida; Schistosomatidae
Source: the annotation of a GenBank genome assembly
AUGCUAUCAUAUGACGCUGAGAAAUACGUUAAUGAUCCGAAUAUUGAGAUACAAUGGGCCGAACGGUGUUUCCAUCAUGCAGAAGCUUACUUCCGUUUACUUUGUUCAGCUCCCGACUUGUCACAACUAAGACUAACUGCUGUAGAUGAUAUUAUUUUCGAGGAGUUUAUGAAGGAGUUUAGUGAUUUACACUUAGGUGUUAUUUCUGAAGAUUCAUUAAAAUCAGUGGAGUCCAAACAAAAAUGGCGAACAUUCUGUAAUCAAUUUGAAGGGAGAGUGGAAGAUUUCAAUCUUGGAACUUUAUUGAGACUUGAUGCUUCAAGAGGAAAUUGUCCUGAAAACACAUGUAUUGUUCCUAGGAUACAGUUUCUUGCCCUGGAAAUUGCACGCAACCGAUUAGGAAUUAAUAAUCAAGAGAAACUUAAAGAAUUACACGAAUAA